This is a messenger RNA of Hylaeus volcanicus, 939 nucleotides long. Its product is annotated as endochitinase-like. Gene Ontology annotation, biological process: carbohydrate metabolic process; chitin catabolic process. The record is from RefSeq and is a predicted model, not a curated record. Bases 148 to 558 code for a protein of 136 amino acids. Gene Ontology annotation, cellular component: extracellular region. The transcript has 3 exons. Gene Ontology annotation, molecular function: chitin binding; chitinase activity. NCBI's taxonomy places the organism in Eukaryota, Metazoa, Arthropoda, Insecta, Hymenoptera, Colletidae.
UCGAUCAGACGCUGGCGUUGCGUGCAUCGAUCGACACGUCGAGAUCUCGCUUUCUUCCAGCGUGAACUCUAAGUUUUUGUUUCGGGGUUUCUCUUUGUCGCGGACAGUGUGAAAUAUAAGUGACGCUUCAUUAAAGAAGCUCCGAAAAUGACGUUUGGAAAUAAUCUCGUGUUUCCUCUGCUUCUGACGAUUCUUGCCUGCGCGACAGCGGACCAACCUGCCAGAAUAGCGUGCUACUUCAGUAACUGGGCCAUUUAUCGGCCGGAUGUCGGACGCUACGCCGUGGAGGAUAUCCCAGGUGAUCUCUGCACCCACAUCAUUUACUCCUUCAUUGGCGUGAGCAACGUCACCUGGGAGGUCCUCAUCCUCGACCCAGAGCUGGACGUUGACAAGGAAAAUUUCGUAGCCUUCAACGAUCUCAGAUCCAAAUAUCCUCACUUGAAGACCUCCGUCGCAGUGGGCGGUUGGGGAGAGGGCGGGCGGAAGUACAGUGCCCUCGUUGGCGUCAAGCAGAGGCGCGACACGUUCAUCAGGAGCGUAGUCGGUGAGAUAAUCUAGAAUUUCUACCUUAAAUCUAGGUAUUAACCCUUUGCACUCGAGGUCCUUUUCGCGCGGACGAACCAGCAACUCGAGACGUUCUGCAGCAUUUUUGGUGAAUUUCUUACCUCUAACUUAAAAUAAUUAUACAUACAAUCUAAUGUAUAACACUUUUAUAUUUUAACAUUUUGUGUGUCUUUACACCUUUACGAAGAUAAUUUCUUAUAUAUUAAUGUUUGUAAUGUUUGUAAUUUUUUUUUUUUUUUUUUAAAUGAAGAUAAAAAAAUCUUGAAGGAGUAUCAUUCUACACUUCUUGAUCUCGAUAAAUCUCGAAACAUGCAAAUCGAUUUUAAAUUUCCGACAAUUUCGAAAUAUGAUCUCGAUCUCGACGAGAUCUCAACG